This is a messenger RNA of Arabidopsis arenosa, 782 nucleotides long. Lineage: Eukaryota; Viridiplantae; Streptophyta; Magnoliopsida; Brassicales; Brassicaceae. The record is from the annotation of a GenBank genome assembly.
GCAAAAUUAAAGACUUAUCGAUCAUGAAGAUCGGACUUAGCAUAACCAUCAUACUUUUAUCUUACACGGUGGCUACGGUUGCCGGACAACAAUGCGGUCGUCAAGGCGGUGGUCGGACUUGUCCCGGAAACAUCUGUUGCAGCCAGUACGGCUACUGUGGCACCACCGCGGACUACUGUUCUCCGGACAACAACUGCCAGAGCAAUUGUUGGGGAAGCGGACCUAGCGGACCAGGGGAGAGCGCGUCGAACGUACGCGCCACCUACCAUUUCUACAAUCCGGCGCAGAAUAAUUGGGAUUUGAGAGCCGUGAGUGCUUAUUGCUCCACGUGGGAUGCUGAUAAGCCAUACGCAUGGCGAAGUAAGUAUGGCUGGACCGCCUUCUGCGGACCGGCAGGACCUCGUGGUCAAGCUUCUUGCGGCAAGUGCUUGAGGGUAAAGAACACAAGAACAAAUGCUGCAGUAACAGUGAGAAUAGUGGACCAAUGUAGCAAUGGAGGAUUGGAUUUGGAUGUUGCAAUGUUCAAUCAAAUAGACACCGAUGGUUUUGGCUAUCAACAAGGCCAUCUCAUUGUUGAUUACCAAUUUGUCGACUGUGGCAAUGAGCUCAUUGGGCAGCCUGAUUUCAAAAACAUCCUUGUUUCUGCCAUUGAUGGCGUUUGAUAUUAUGCAAUGAUUUCGAGGUCUACACAUAUAUAAUAAAGACCUCGAUAUAUGUGGAGAGAGAUAUGUUUCGUAUCAAUAAGGAGUUUUCGAAUGUUACAAUAAAUCGAUACUACUUUA